GGUUGGGUUGAAAUGAAUUGAAUGGGUUUAGUAGUAAUUAGAGAGAGAUGAAGAAAGUGAGAAGAGUAUCGAGCAAUAAGGGCGAAACAGAAAUCGAAGCAACAAACACACAAUACUGUUACGAAUUAAACAUCUCUCUAUAAUUUCCAUUUUUCUUUAUCUCUUCUCUCUCUCUCUCACUCUAUUUUCCCUCUCUCAAACCACGUAACGGCUAGCAGUGCCAUAUCGGCGACGCCGGUUUCCCUUCGCGCCGGCGCUGAAGCUGUAAACACGUCUCAUUUUGGAUUCAUACUAUAUUUGCUUUUUUAUCUUACACUUCUCAGGGAUACACAAUGAUAGGAUCCUUUCUUACGAGGGCUCUUGUUAUGGUUUUUGGCUAUGCCUACCCGGCCUAUGAAUGCUAUAAAGCAGUAGAAAAGAAUAAGCCAGAAAUUGAACAACUUCUCUUUUGGUGCCAGUACUGGAUUUUGGUAGCUGUUCUGACAGUAUGCGAGAGGAUUGGUGAUACUUUUAUAUCAUGGGUCCCAAUGUAUAGUGAAGCUAAGUUGGCAUUUUUCAUUUAUCUAUGGUGCCCAAAAACGAAGGGAACGGCGUAUGUAUAUGAUUCCUUCUUUAGGCCAUAUAUUGCAAAACAUGAGACAGAAAUUGAUCGCAACUUGUUGGAGCUAAGGACAAGGGCAGGAGACAUUGCAGUUUUAUAUUGGCAAAAAGCUGCUAGUUAUGGUCAGACUAGAAUAUUUGACAUUUUGCAGUAUGUUGCUGCACAAUCAACACCUUCGCCUCACCCUGCUCAGCAACGACAGGCUAUGAGGGUUCGUCAGCCUACAUCUAACCAACCAGCUUCUGCGAAAGAACCACGAGCUAAGGAUCCAUCUUCUCCCACUUCUACCUCAUCCAGUCAGCACCAGAAGGAAGUAGCAGAGGAGUUGGGUUCUUCACAUGUGCCUAAAGCAGGCCCCUCCGGAACAGGUUUAAGUACCCAGCAGUCUAAUCCUUUACAUGAAUCGACAAUUCAAUCCGUACCUGCACAGGCAGAGCCAAUGCAGAUUGAAGCAGCAGUACCUUCAUCCUCUUCAGCAAAUGAAAAUGAGAACCCUCCCACGGAAGAAACACUAAUGGAAGAAAGCAUUAGGGUUACACGAGGUAGACUAAGAAAAACUCGAUCAACUGGAAUCCAUUAGGGAAUCAAUAUUUUCAAUUUUAGCCUGAAAAACAUGGGUUGGUGUCAUUGGCGGGUGUGGAAUUGUAAAAAAUUAUGUAAAUAAGUUCUCGGUUUUCAUUCCCUUCAUUGUUUUUUUUAAUAAUUUAAAAAUUUCUUGC
Molecule: messenger RNA, 1320 nt
Organism: Abrus precatorius (Indian licorice)
Lineage: Eukaryota; Viridiplantae; Streptophyta; Magnoliopsida; Fabales; Fabaceae
Product: putative HVA22-like protein g
Exons: 7
Coding region: 333-1181 (282 amino acids)
Source: RefSeq, a predicted model, not a curated record